CCAGCGACCACGUGUCGCAACGGCGUUCAUCAGCAUCCUUCACCCAUCGCAAGUCAAGAAGACUUCAAGAAGUCACACCACUCAACACACCACCACCACCACCACUACAUACGUAACGACCACCUCGAGAAGAGCAACAGCAACAACGACAGCGCCCUCAGGUCAGCAAGCUCGUUCGACCUCAACUCGCGCUGAUGCGGGUGGGUGCGACACGCCCUUCGCGCCUGUCACCCGGCGCUGCCGCCCUUCUCUUCAGCACUCUCUGUGUUGUGUUGGCGGCAGCAUACAUCCCCGGUGCAGCCUGUCAAGACAGCCAGCCCACCACCGCAGCCGGGCAACAAGAGCAUGCUCCCCUCCUGAAACAAGAGGGGCCCACCAUUACAGCGGAGUCGGCGACAAGCAGAGGCACAGGAGGCGGCAUCACUGCCCAAGCUGGGGCCAAUGCUAGCGUUCACGUCUUGACUGUCCAAGCCAAGGCCCCAAAUGCUGCAUCACCACACACCUCCACUUGUUGUGUGGGUGGGUUGGAUCUUGUGGCCGCACUGCGCAACGUCAGCAAAGCCGCUGUGGCAGCACUUGGUGCCGUGGCGGAUGACGACCCCACCUUCGACACCGCCGUCAGCUCCAAACUGAUGGACGUGCUUGCACACGGGCAAGGAGCGCCAUCAACCUCCAUCUCCCUUUCACAGGAUGCCCAGGUGCACGCCGCCUGCAUUGACCACGACAACCAAGAGGCAGGCGAUGAGAGCACCACACCGCUUCGGUACCACCCCGGGCUUUGUGCAGAUGACGCCAACAACCUGCACAUCAACCCAAGUCCCGGCCGGGAUGUGUGGCUGUGGCCGCAACCAGACACGGGCUCCCUGUACGUUGGCGAUGUUGAUGUGGUGGCCUUUCUCCGCACGGUAAGCGCCAGUCUUGCCAGCAUCACAGGCAGCUUGUUUCGUGAAGCAGGUGCCCUCGGUCUGGCAACAACAGCUGACAUCGACGUGGACAGCCUCGACACCAUUGCCCGGUUCGCCUUGAUGCCCUCCCCAUUUCGGGGUGCGGGUGAAACUGAGAGCCACAACAGCAGCUUUGACGAUAGCGAAAGCAUAGCCAGUGAGAGCACAGUCACAAUUGACGACAACGGUGACCUGCACCUUCACAGCACUGGAGACAUUCGCUUUCGUUCACUCCAACAGCAGUCACGCCACAACGCGAGUGCUUGGCCUGGACCGCUGGUCGUGGACGGGAUGGACAUCCUCUACGUGGUGAAGUUGCUGCAGCAGGCCCAGGCUAAGCUGACUGGAAUCCCCUGCUACGGACAUUCGCCGACCUUCGCGCUCAACUGCGCUGAUCAAACGUCCCGCUCGCUGCUUGCACUGCGUUCCUCGAUACCAUUGUGCAGCAUCGUGAAUGUGACCAACUGCUGCUGUCGCGAGCUCAGCUUUGUUCGGUCCAUUGCCACGUCCGUGAGCAUUGCUGCGAACACGGUCCACGCCAAUUUGACUGGUCUGGCCAGCGUCGGCGGCGCCAUUGCCGUGGAAGAGAGCGACAUCACUGCAGCGCGCCUCCGCACGAUUGCCUUUGGGCAGAUGACCUACAUUGGUGGAGACGUACGGCUGUCUAUGACACCAUUGCAGGCGCUCUCAUUCGCGAACAUCACCAGCAUUGACGGGCUUGUGGACCUCAGUGAGAACACGCACCUCACCGCCGUUGCCUUUGGUGCCCUCAAUCGCAUCAGCGCCACGUUGAACCUCAACCGCAACUCCAACCUCAGCAGCAUCGACUUUGGUGCCUUGACUCACAUUGGCGGGGAACUUCAGCUGGAAGGCACUGGUUUGCAGGCGCUAGUGCUGCGCGGCAUCCAACACAUUGGCUCCAUCAUACACUUGAACAACAAUGAGCAGCUUCAGCACGUUGACCUGGCCGACCUCACCGCCAUUCCCCAAGCCCUGUACCUUGCCGAUUCAAGCAGUCUCCAAUCUGUUAAUUUGGGGCAUGUGACCUCUGUCGCAGGCAAUCUCAAUUUGUUCCGGAACGGUAACCUCAGCUCCGUCAUGUUCCCCAACUUGCUGCGAGCAAACGGUGCCAUCUACCUCCACGAGACUCGCAUCCCGACGCUUGCUUUCAGCCAAGUAACGACAAUCGCGGGCGCGCUGUUUGUCGACAACUGCCACCAACUGACCCUCAUUGACUUUGGCGCACUCACCAGCAUCUUGGGCACGGUUAAGCUGCAUCACAACGACGCACUCACCAGCAUCAACUUUGCAAACCUGAGAAGCACCAAGAGCCUUGAACUGCACGACAACAGCAUCCUCACGUCUGUUGACUUUGCAAGUGUGAGCACAGUGAAUGGGGAUGUGGACCUGACCGCAUGUCCCCAGUUGCAAUCGGUGGACUUUGGCACGGGACAGCUUAGCAUCGAGGGCAAGCUGCUGCUCCAAGGCAACUCGCAACUGACCACGCUUGACUUUUCAAAUGUGACUGCCAUCAAUGGGAUAAUUGACAUUCGCGAUUGCGAGCAGCUUGAAUCUGUUGAUUUUUAUCACUUGGGCUCGUGUCUCUGUGUAGAUGGUCCCACCAUGGUGUCCCGUGCUCCACAGUACUGCUUGCUCUGCUAACGCAAUGACAGUUGGUGUGUAUGUGUGUGUGUAUCUGUGUACAUUUUGUGGGAGAGCUGUUUAGUUGGUUGGCUGGUAAUUCUUGUUGCUUUGAUGUGACAGUGUGGCUGCCGCGAUGAAUGCAAGCUUUAGCUUGCGCACUCUCUCUUUUGCUCUUAGUUCUAGAUGGUGUAUACUAUUCCAAGCCAAGUCAGCCCUUG
Molecule: messenger RNA, 2806 nt
Organism: Salpingoeca rosetta
Lineage: Eukaryota; Choanoflagellata; Craspedida; Salpingoecidae
Exons: 1
Coding region: 195-2606 (803 amino acids)
Cellular component (GO): plasma membrane; cell wall
Source: RefSeq, a predicted model, not a curated record